Molecule: messenger RNA, 975 nt
Organism: Colletes gigas
Lineage: Eukaryota; Metazoa; Arthropoda; Insecta; Hymenoptera; Colletidae
Product: osteoclast-stimulating factor 1-like
Exons: 6
Coding region: 139-798 (219 amino acids)
Biological process (GO): signal transduction
Molecular function (GO): protein binding
Source: RefSeq, a predicted model, not a curated record
UCAAUUUAGAUGCUAAGUUCGUCGUUAGUAGUGUCGACGUCGAUGCACUCAGUUAUGUCAAAUCUGACCACACUGAUGUUGGUGUAUCAUUUUAUCUAUCUGUAAGCAGAAAGUUACACUUUCUAUAUUUAUUCUUCGAUGAAUAUGUCUGCGCAACCACCUGUACCACCCAAAACUAUUUGGAAACCUGGUAAGGUCAAAGUUGUGCGAGCAUUAUAUAAAUACACAGCACAAAAUGCAGAUGAAAUAUCCUUUGAUGAAGGUGAACUUCUUUAUGUUUAUGAUAAAAAUGUUGAGCCAAAUUGGUGGAAAGCAAAGUGUGGUGAUCAAGAUGGUCUUGUACCUGCCAAUUAUGUUGAAGAACAAACUGAAGAAAUUGAAUUACCAUUGCAUGAUGCUGCAAGGCGGGGAAAUCUUUCAUUAUUGAAGGAAUACAUAAAGCAAGGAGUUUUGGGUACAAGUUUAGAUGCAAUGGGUAACACUUCACUGUAUUGGGCUGCGCGUGCUGGUCAUUUAGAUUGUGUAAAGGAACUCUUAAAUGUAUCAAAUCCAAUAGUUAAUGCUCAAAAUAAAAUGGGCGAAACACCAUUGCAUGUGGCAGCAAGUCGUGGGCAUGUAGAUAUAGUAAAUCUAUUAUUGCAACAUGGUGCAAAUCCAGCAAUAAAAAAUAAUGAUAAUUUAGUUGCCGAACAAUUAUCUUCUGAUCUCUCAAUUAAAAAUAUGAUACAAUUGAGUCAACGCCAUUUUGACAAAACUUAUGGUUAUACGGAUGAUGAUUAUAAUGAUGACAGUGAUUAAGGUGAUACAUAUUUUCCUUCAACCUAUGGAUUGUGAUUAUUAUGACCAAAUAGUAUUAUAGGUUGUGCAUGCACUCUGUGCAAUGUUUUAGUCAGCCAACUCAUUAGGCUUUCAAGAGUAUCGGACAAUGUUCCAAGUUCUUCUUUUUCUGUUAAAAUUAGGUUACCUACUUCCCAC